CGGCACAGGCGUUGGCCCAAAGCGUUAGACCCGGCAGCGGCGGCGGCCUCAAGAUGGCGGAGCUGCGCGCGCUGGUUGGAGUCAAGCGGGUCAUAGACUAUGCUGUGAAGAUCCGAGUGAAGCCAGACAAGACCGGUGUGGUGACAGAUGGGGUGAAGCACUCCAUGAACCCCUUCUGUGAGAUCGCGGUGGAGGAGGCUGUGAGGCUGAAGGAGAAGAAGCUGGUGAAGGAGGUGAUUGCUGUCAGCUGUGGCCCCAAGCAGUGCCAGGAGACCCUUCGCACGGCUCUGGCCAUGGGGGCUGACCGUGGCAUUCACGUGGAGGUGCCCGAAAGCGAGGCAGAGCGGCUGGGGCCCCUCCAGGUUUCCCGAGUGCUCACUGCUUUGGCCCAGAAAGAGAAAGCUGGGCUGGUACUGCUGGGGAAGCAGGCCAUCGAUGAUGACUGUAAUCAGACUGGACAGAUGACAGCUGCCAUGCUUGACUGGCCUCAGGGCACAUUUGCCUCAAAACUCACACUAGAGGGGGACAAGGUGACAGUGGAGCGAGAGAUUGAUGGUGGGCUUGAGACAAUUCGCCUCAAGCUGCCUGCUGUGGUGACUGCUGACCUCCGGCUGAAUGAGCCCCGAUAUGCCACUCUGCCCAAUAUCAUGGACUACGAGGCAGCCAGGGCGUUGGGAGGCCACGAAUCCCAGCCUCCAUCGUCCCCCGUCUGUGGUCCUCCAGCCUUUGCCUGUUCAAGUCUACCAUUGUACUUACAGUUAGUGCCCAUCGGCACUAGAACAUGUUUCCUGAGCUCCAGCAAUCAUGAAAGCCAAAAAGAAGAAGAUUGAAGUGGUGAAGCCUGGGGACCUGGGGGUGGACAUGUCCUCCCGCAUUUCUGUGCUCAGUGUGGAGGAUCCACCCCAGCGCACAGCAGGGAUG
This is a messenger RNA of Phascolarctos cinereus (koala), 921 nucleotides long. NCBI's taxonomy places the organism in Eukaryota, Metazoa, Chordata, Mammalia, Diprotodontia, Phascolarctidae. The record is from RefSeq and is a predicted model, not a curated record.